AUGGGUGGAGUUGGCAAGACAACCCUUGCUCGAAUGCUUUACAAUGACCAUAAGGUGGAAGAACAUUUUACACUUAAAGCUUGGGCUUGUGUUUCAGAAGACUAUGAUGCUAUUAGGGUAACUAAAACUCUUCUUGAGUCAGUCACCUUAAAGCCUUGUACAACGACAGAUCUGAAUUUGCUUCAAGUUCAACUAAGAGAACAACUGAAGGGAAGAAAAUUUUUAUUUGUGUUGGAUGACAUAUGGAAUGAGAAAUAUACUGAUUGGAAGUGCCUCCAAACUCCUUUUACUUUAGGGGCAAGGGGAAGUAAACUCAUCGUAACAACACGUAACAAAAAUGUAGCAUCUGUCAUGCAAAAUGUUCCUAUUCAAUACUUGGAACCAUUGUCGCAUGAAGACUGCUGGUUGUUACUUGCAAAACAUGCAUUUGGAAAUGAAAGCUCUAGUGCACAUCCAAGCUUGGAAGAAAUCGGCAAGCAAAUUGCACGCAAGUGCAAUGGGUUGCCUUUAGCUGCACAAACACUUGGUGGUGUGUUACGUUGCAAGAUAGAUUCUGAGGCAUGGAAUAGAGUAUUAAACAACAACAUUUGGGAGUUACCUUAUGAGAAAAGUGAUAUUCUUCCAGCUCUAGGAUUGAGUUACCAUUAUCUUCCAGCUAAGUUAAAGAGAUGCUUUGUUUAUUGCUCAAUUUUUCCAAAGGACUAUAGUUUCAAGAUAGAAGAUGUAGUUUUCCUCUGGAUGGGAGAAGGUUUAAUUCCUCAAGCUGAGAAUGGCGAAAGAAUGGAAGAGGUGGCUAAGGAAUAUUUUGAUGAACUAUUAUCCCGAUCACUGUUUCAAAAGUCAUGGAAAUCAAGUUUCACCAUGCAUGAUCUCAUCAAUGACUUGGGUGUGUUCAUGUCUAAGGGAGUUUCUUAUAGGUUGGAAGGGAGGGAAUCACAUGAAGUAGAAAGAGUUCGCUAUUUGUCAUAUGUUAGGGGAGAAUUUGAUAUCGCUCUUAAAUUUGAGCCAUUAAAUGGGGCUAAGUGUUUGCGGACCUUCCUACCUACCUCUUUAAACCCUUAUCGAUUUUAUAAUAGGUAUUAUGUAAGUAAAAAAGUUCUACAAGAUUUGGUGCCAUCACUCAGAUGCUUACAAGUGUUAUCAUUGUCACAAUAUCAAAAUGUCACUGAGUUACCUGAUACUAUUGAAAAUCUCAUUCACUUGCACUAUUUGGAUCUCUCCCAUACUGCAAUUCGAAGGUUACCUGGUGUACUUUGCAAUCUCUACAAUUUACAGACAUUACUAUUGUCAGAUUGUUCAUUUCUCGUUGAAUUGCCCGCAGACAUGAGAAAAUUGAUAAACUUACAGAAAUUAAUGUUGGCAGGUUGCAAGUCUCUCACUAAAUUGCCUGUAGACAUGAGGGAAUUGAGUAAUUUACAUCAUCUUGAUGUCAAUGAAACAAAAAUUGCAGAGAUGCCAGUGGAAAUGGGUAGACUAAAAAGUUUGAGAACAUUGACAGCUUUUGUUGUGGGCAAAUCUUAUGGGUCAGGCAUCGGAGAAUUGAGGGAGUUGAAGCAUCUUGGAGGAAAACUUUCAAUUCUGAAGCUACAAAAUGUAGUUGAUGUGAGGGAUGCCUUGCAAGCCAAUUUGAAGCAUAAGAAAGAUCUCAAGGAGUUAGAGUUGGCAUGGGGUGCAGAGGACGUAGAUGAUUCUCAGAAGGAGAAAGAUGUACUUGACAAGCUCCAGCCUUGCGUGAAUUUGGAGCAACUAACCAUCAAAUUCUAUGGUGGAACCAACUUCCCAGAUUGGUUAGGAGACUCGUCCUUCUCUAACAUACAAGUCAUGCAUCUCAGUGAUUGCAGUUAUUGUUGGUCGAUGCCACCAGUUGGGGAGUUGCCCGCUCUUAAAGAGCUCUGUAUAAAAAGGAUGAAAUUUAUUAAGAGGAUUGGUGUUGAGUUCUAUGGAAGAAAUGGGGGUUCUCUUAUUCAGCCAUUUCAAUCACUGGAGAAGCUGGAGUUUGAGGAGAUGCCAGAAUGGGAGGAAUGGAUUCCAAGUGGAAGUGGAGGUCAAUAUCGUCCAGACUUUCCUUGUCUUAUGGAGCUGAUUCUAAAAAAGUGUCCGAAGUUAAGAGGAACCUUGCCUUGUCAUAUGCCUUACUUGGAGAAGCUUAGCGUGUCUGGAUGUGGGGUUUUACAUGAUCAAAGGGCCACUACUACUACCAUUAGUAGCCUUAACAUGUACUCCUACAAAUCUCUAGAAGAAUUGAAAAUAGAAGAUGGAAGCCAAACAAGUCUGUUAUCAGUACUAGAGACAAAGUUCCUGUCCGAACUUGACAUUCGAAAUUUUGUUGACAUACAAUGCUUGCCCAACAUCAAUCGUCUUCAAUAUUUGGCUCUUUAUGAUUGUCCAACCCUGUCGUCGUUCCCAAAAGAUGGCCUGCCCACUACGUUGACAUCACUUCAUAUAUACGGUUGUAGGAGAUUAGAAUUCCUACCUCAUGAGAUGUUGGCCAAACUGACAUCGCUCGAGAGACUGGGCAUACUAGAGAGCUGUGAUUCACUGAGGACUUUCCCUUUGGGUAUUUUUCCCAAACUCUGGUAUCUUAGUUUUCUGAAGUGUGAGAAUCUGGAAUCCUUUUCGAUUGAAGAAGGAGUUGAUAAGAAUCUCAGAGACUUGUAUAUCUCAGACUGUCCAAAUCUGGUGUGUUUUCCCCUGGGAGGAUUGCCUGCUCCCAACUUGAUUCACUUUAUGAUCAAUGGAUGCAACAAUUUGAAGUCAUUGCCUGAACGCAUUCACACCCUCACAGCCCUUCGAGGUUUGGUUAUACAUGAUCUUCCAAAUCUUGUGUCAUUUGCGGAAUGUGGCUUGCCUCCCAACCUCCGAGAUUUUAGCAUUCAUAAUUGUUGUGAGAGACUAAGGCCUUCAUCAGUGGGAGAGUACUGGGGUUUGCAAGGACUUUUCUCCCUUGAAGAUUUUUCAAUUGGUGGCAGGGGAAGUGAUGAUAUCUUGGAGAGGUUGUUCAAGGAACAUCUGCUCCCUCCCAAUCUUCACACUCUCCACAUCAAUAGACUCUCAAGUCUGAAAUCUUUGGACAGAAACGGACUUGGACACCUGUCCGAGUCUCGGAUUCCUGCCAGAAGAGGGUUUGCCGCCAUCUCUUUCUUUACUGAGCAUCUCCGAUUGUUAUGCCCUGGAGAAAAGACAAGUCAGGACAGGAUACCUUCUCUUGGAGAGCUUUUCAUCUGCAAUGUUACUUUACGUGUCAUUUCUGGGGAAGGGUUUAUCAUUACCUGUGUUGCUUUGCAUCACCCGAAUCUUUUGCAGACCAGAGAGAUGGCUGGAGCUUUGAUCGGAGAGGCUUUUAUCUCUGGUUCCAUCCAGGUGUUGUGUGACAGAAUUACUUCACGCGAGUUCAUCGACUUAUUUCGGCAGAAGAAACUGGAUCAACCUCUCCUCAUGAAACUGAAGGUGACACUGUUGACCUUGAACGCAGUGCUCAAUGAUGCAGAGGAGAAGCAAAUAGAGAACCCGGCUGUGAGAGAGUGGCUUAACGAGCUCAAGCAUGCUGUCUUUGAUGCGGAGGACUUACUGGAUGAGAUCAACUAUGAAGCUUUGCGAUGCAAGCUCGAAGGUGAAGGUCAAAUCGACAAUUUAACCAAUAAGGUGUGGAACUUCCUAUCUACUUCUCAUAACCAUUUUUAUCAGAGCAUGAAUGUUAAGAUACAAGAGUUAUUACAAAGAUUAGAAGACUUUGUACAGCUGAAAAGUGCUCUUGGUCUGAGAGAAUAUGUUGGGAGGAAGAGAUGA
Molecule: messenger RNA, 3786 nt
Organism: Prunus avium (sweet cherry)
Lineage: Eukaryota; Viridiplantae; Streptophyta; Magnoliopsida; Rosales; Rosaceae
Source: RefSeq, a predicted model, not a curated record